Tachyglossus aculeatus (Australian echidna) is the source of this 1943-nucleotide messenger RNA. It is a transcript of the gene TBL2, whose product is annotated as transducin beta like 2. The transcript is spliced from 7 exons. The record is from RefSeq and is a predicted model, not a curated record. The coding region runs from base 1 to 1332 and encodes 443 amino acids. Gene Ontology annotation, molecular function: protein binding. Gene Ontology annotation, cellular component: endoplasmic reticulum. Gene Ontology annotation, biological process: endoplasmic reticulum unfolded protein response. NCBI's taxonomy places the organism in Eukaryota, Metazoa, Chordata, Mammalia, Monotremata, Tachyglossidae.
AUGGAGGGCGGGUCGCUGGUGGCGCUGAGCUUGGUGGUCGGGCUCCUGGCCCUGGCCGUGGCGCUGGCCGCGGGAUGGGGGCGGCCGGACCCGGGGGAGCCCCCAGGGGACACCGCCGGCAAGAAAGCAAACGGAGUUUCUGUCAAGAAGCCCCUGGGGUCCAAGAAGCUGAAGCAGCAGCAGCAGCGGAGCCGUAAGGAGAAGCAUCCGCAGCAUAACUUCACUCAUCCCCUCCUGGCUUCGGCCCUGAAGGGUCAUAGCGGGAACAUCACCUGCCUGGAUUUCAGCAGCAAUGGCAAGUACCUGGCCACCUGUUCGGAUGAUCGCACCGUGCGUAUCUGGAGCACCAAGGACUUCCUGGAACGGGACCAUCGCUGCCGGCAGGCCAACGUGGAGCUGGACCAUGCCACCUUGGUGCGCUUCAGCCCUGACUGCAGAGCCUUCAUCGUCUGGCUGGCUAACGAGAACACCCUGCGGGUCUACAAGAUGGCCAAGCGGGAGGACGGCGGCUUCACGUUCACAGCGGCCCCCGAGGAUUUCCCCAAGAAGCACAAAGCGCCCAUCAUCAACAUCGCCAUCGCGGAGACGGGCAAGUUUAUCAUGACCGCCUCCAGCGACACGACCAUCCUCAUCUGGAACCUGAAAGGAGAGGUGCUGGCCACCAUCAACACCACCCAGAUGAACAAUGCCCACGCUACCAUCUCUCCCUGCAGCAGGUUCGUGGCCGCGUGCGGCUUCACCCCAGAUGUGAAGGUGUGGGAGGUUCGCUUCAAAAAAACUGGAAACUUCCCGGAGGUGGUUCGGGCGUUUGAGCUGAAGGGUCACACGGCCAGGGUCUACUCCUUCGCCUUCUCCAAUGACUCGCGCCGGAUGGCCACGGUCUCCAAAGACGGCACGUGGAAAGUCUGGGACACCAGCGUGGAGUACAAGAAGCAGCAGAACCCCUACUUGCUGCUGACGGGGCGCCAUGACGAAGCCGCGUCCCGGCCCUGCCGCCUGGCCCUCUCCCCGGAUGCCCAGGUGUUGGCCCUGGCCAGCGGCUGCAGCCUGUGGCUCUACAACACCAGGCGGGGCAAGCAGGAGGAGCACUUCAGGCAGGCCCACGGGGAGCCGGUGGCCGACCUGACGUUCGACACCACGGGCCGCUUCCUGGCCUCAUGUGGGGACCGGGCCGUGCGGGUCUUCCACAACGCCCCCGGCCACCGGGCCGUCGUGGAGGAGAUGCAGGGGCUGCUCCGCAAGGCCACCAACGAGAGCACCCGCCAGAGACUACAGCAGCAGCUGAGCCAGGCGCAGGCCGCCCUGGACAGCCUGGAGGCCCCUCGGGGCUGAGGCGGGGGGCGAGGCACUGGCCGAGGCUCCUCCCAACUCUCCGCUCCUUCCUUCCUGCCCGCUCCGGGGCCGGUUUGGUGGCACUGCCCUCGGGUGGAGACGAUAAUGUGCUCUGGGACAGAGAACUGGGUUUCACUGACCUACCCUGAAGCCUCUGCUCUCCCCUUAUUGACAGGGAAUAAAAGCCACGUGCCCAGGCUCCAAUAGCGGGUGCCUGGGGGUAGGAGGGGUGGCACCAGGUGAUGGCAGGAGGGGCUUCCUGCCUCUAAGGCAAAGAGAGGUGGGAUCCCAUCCGCUCAGCACCGGAGGGAGGGAGGAAGUCGGAAGAGGGGAGCUGGCACUUCUCCGAUCUUAGGCCACACAUCCAAAUACGUAGCGGGACGAGCCUCGGGGGAAGAGAUCGGGACCCUUGGCCAGAGGGAAAGAGAAGCACGGAGGAUUGGGAACAGACAGGUGCCCGUGAUGGCAGGAGUCUGACUCGGUCAUAACCGUGGACAGGUCAAGGCUAGCCCAUUUAGUGCCUCAGUUCUUCCCAACUUUACAAGGGGGGAAACGAUCCCCUCCUUCUGCCUACCCCACGGGGAUUCUGUGAGGGUGAAAAGUGCUUUAGG